GGAAAAGUUAUUUUGGUGGAGGGAGCAGCUGGGAUGUUUGGCUAUAGUUCUGCUGGCCAUCUUCCUCAGCAAUGGACGCUGUUGUCGCCUACAACAUUCUGCCAAACUGGAUUUUUACUGACAGUACAGAUAGUCCUCGACUUACGGCCACAACUGAGCCCCGGAUUUCUGUUGCUAAACAAGACAGUUGUGAAGCGAAUUUUGCCCCCUUUUACGACCUUUCCUGUCAGAGUUGUGAAGUGAAUCGCUGUUCUUGUUAAAGGGAGUCUGGCUUCUUCCCCAUUGACUUUGCUCGUCAGAAGAGGAUCACAUGACCCCCCCCCGGGACGCUGCGACCGUCGUAAAUAUGAGACAAUGGCCAAGGAUUUGAAUUUAGACCACAUGGAGGCUGCAAGGGUCGUAAGUGUGAAAAAUGGUCAUCAGUCGCUUUUUUUUCAGGGCCGUUGUAACUUUGAACGGUCACUAAACAAACCGUGUCUGUACUGUGCGGUGCCAAAAGUUCCUCAUCUCCAAAGUGGGCGAAGACUGGAUCUUCCUGAUCCUGUUGGGUCUGCUGAUGGCCUUGGUAAGCUGGGCCAUGGACUUUGCUAUAGCAAUUUGCCUGCAAGCCCAGAAGUGGAUGUACGGCGGGUUGGAUACCAACGUUUUCUUGCAAUACAUGGCUUGGAUUACCUACCCCAUUGUGCUCAUCACUUUCUCCGCUGGCUUUACUCAGAUCCUAGCCCCGCAGGCGGUGGGCUCUGGCAUCCCAGAAAUGAAAACUAUCCUGCGUGGUGUGGUGCUGAAGGAAUACCUUACCCUCAAGACUUUUGUGGCCAAAGUCAUUGGACUGACCUGUGCAUUAGGCAGCGGGAUGCCUUUGGGGAAAGAGGGACCCUUUGUCCACAUAGCCAGCAUGUGUGCAGCCCUCCUCAGCAAGUUCCUUUCCGUCUUUGGAGGCAUUUACGAGAAUGAAUCCCGCAAUAUUGAGAUGCUGGCGGCUGCUUGUGCGGUGGGCGUUGGGUGCUGCUUCGCUGCUCCCAUUGGCGGUGUCCUUUUCAGCAUCGAAGUCACUUCCACGUUUUUUGCUGUCCGCAACUAUUGGCGCGGCUUCUUCGCGGCCACCUUCAGCGCCUUCAUCUUCCGGGUCCUUGCGGUGUGGAACAAAGAUGAAGAAACCAUCACGGCUCUUUUCAAAACCCGCUUCCGGCUGGACUUCCCCUUCGAUCUGCAAGAGCUGCCGGCUUUUGCAGUGAUUGGGAUCGCCAGUGGCUUCGGAGGAGCCCUCUUUGUCUACUUCAAUCGCAAAAUUGUGCAAUUCAUGCGGAAGCAGAAGACCAUCAACCGUUUCCUGAUGAAAAAGCGCUUGCUUUUUCCUGCUCUCGUCACCUUCCUCAUAGCAACGCUGACUUUCCCACCUGGUUUCGGACAAUUCAUGGCAGGCCAGCUCACCCAGAAGGAAACUCUGGUUACCUUGUUUGAUAACCGCACGUGGGCAAAGCAGGGCUUGGCUGAAGAAUUUGAGUUCGGUGGCGUUUCGGAAGCCUGGAAACACCCCCGCGCCAAUGUCUUUGUCACCCUGGUGGUUUUCAUUCUUAUGAAGUUCUGGAUGUCAGCUUUGGCUACCACCAUCCCUGUGCCUUGCGGGGCCUUCAUGCCCGUCUUCGUUAUUGGGGCAGCUUUUGGCAGGCUGAUGGGUGAGAGCAUGGCAGCGUGGUUCCCUGACGGCAUUCACACCGACAGCAAUAUCUACCGCAUUGUGCCAGGGGGUUACGCAGUGGUAGGUGCAGCUGCCCUCUCUGGGGCCGUCACCCACACGGUCUCCACCGCCGUCAUCGUUUUCGAGCUGACCGGCCAGAUUUCACACAUCCUGCCAGUUAUGAUUGCGGUGAUCCUGGCUAACGCUGUGGCCCAGAGCUUGCAGCCUUCCCUGUACGACAGCAUCAUCCGGAUCAAGAAACUGCCCUAUUUGCCAGAGCUGGGUUGGGGACACCAGGAGAAGUACAACGUACGCGUGGAGGACAUCAUGGUGCGCGACGUGCGUUAUAUCACCCUGAACUGUAGGUACCGGGAUCUUCAGGAUGUGUUACACAGCACCAAGAUGAAAAGCCUAGCUCUGGUGGAAUCAGCUGAAUCCAUGAUCUUGCUAGGAUCCGUUGACCGCACUCAGAUUGGCGCCCUCCUCCGUGACCAGCUGAGCUACGUUCGCCGCCGGAAGUUUAUGCAGGAGAAAACCCAGCUGGAGCACCGACUCCCUGAGAAGAGUCAGGAGAACAAGGAGCCACACCAUGUGCCAGACACAGGAGUGCGCUUUCAGAUUGUGCCCGAGGAGUCCGCCUUCCACCCUCCACAAAGCGAACCCCGCAAACCCCUGAAGCCGGCUCUGAAAAGGGUCCCCAGCACUUUAUCGGACAAUACUUCAGCUGGGACGACAGAGACUCCGGGCAUCACCUUGAGGAACCUUUUUUGUGCCAACUCCUCCACAGCAGAGUCCGCGGAGGAGGAGAAUUCGGGGGCAUCCGAAAAGCACAAGUCGAAACGCGUCCGCAUUUCGGUGGUGGAAGAAUUUGAUCCUGUUAGCGAGAUGACUCCAGCUGAGAUUCUGGAAUGGGAGGAGCGACAGCUUGAUCAGUUGGUCAACUUCAACAACUGCAAGAUCGAUCCGGCGCCCUUCCAGCUGGUGGAACGGACUUCUUUGCACAAGACCCACACCAUCUUCUCCCUCUUGGGAGUGGACCACGCUUACGUCACCAGUAUCGGGCGCUUGAUUGGCGUGGUGUCUCUCAAAGAGCUGCGCAAAGCCAUUGAGGGUUCGGUCACCGCCAAAGGGGCGAAGGUGCGCCCCCCACUGGCGAGCUUCCGGGACAGCACAACCAGUAGCAGCGAAAUGGAAGCCACGGAAAUCCACCAGUUGUGGGAUCAGAGGCAACGGCACUCCAUCCCUCGCGAGUUCAGCCCUUCCGAGAGCGAUGACAAGUGCCAGUGAGGAGGGGGGGAGAGAACCUGCCAAUCAAGAGACGACGGUUCCACGUUGCCACGCCUCGGCUGUUUCCGUUGCAGCCGGGCCUCUUCUAAGGAUGCCUUCACAUUCCAGCUUGGAGACUGGUGGAAACUGCUCCAAGAGGACAGCCCGUUCCUGGAACAACUGGAGAAUUGCCAUCCUGAACCUUGAAGCUGAGCUCCGGCGCCCCAUUCGCUCCAUCCUUGGUCUCAGGGGUUCAUUUGCCUUCCCAUCCUCCCAUUGUCCCCGGCAGCUCUGCUCCAGCUUGGAACGAGAGCUGGUCAGAUGAGAAGAAGGGAGGCUGAUGGAGAUAGGGAAGGAUAUGUGGGUGUGGCUCUUUUAAAAUACCUUCUACUCAUCGCAGCUUCUCCGUACAGGCUCCUGGUACCCCAAGGUUCAUGCAUCUCCAAGUCUAGGUGAAGACCUCAUUAGUCUGUUCUCAGCGGCUUUGCAGGUGGCCGCUCCACCUGGAAGGAGCUGGUUAAGCAUAUGUCUUCCUUGCAGUCUCGUCACGGUGCCCCAUUGAGAGGAAAAGGAACUUUUCGACAUGCCUGGAUGCCCCUCGUGGCAUCUGCGGGCAUCUUCCUAAGGCAGGUGCCAAAACCUUUGGGGUCUCUCCCCAUGUUUUGAACCUUCCCCUCAAAUCUACAAAGCUGCCCAGCCAUACUGUGUAUGGCUAGCCCCCUGUUCGGAUGGGAUUUGGGGGUUUGUGGUUGGACGUGUGGACCCCAAAUAAAACCAACACUGGAUCUCUUGAACUGCUGAGCCGGGCAACCCCCCCUUCCUUCCCUGCUACCAGAUCCCGGGAUUCUUCCCUUCCGCCUUUCUCUCUCUGUGGAACGCACUCAUGAUCGAAUCCACAGGCAGAGGAGAGGAAAAGAAGGAUGACUGUAUGUACAUACCGAAGAUUUUUAUACAUAUAUCUAUAUCUAUAAUAAUUUAAUGACAGAAAAGAAUACAAAUAGAGCUCUAUUAUAAACCAA
Crotalus tigris (Tiger rattlesnake) is the source of this 3963-nucleotide messenger RNA. It is a transcript of the gene CLCN2, whose product is annotated as chloride voltage-gated channel 2. The transcript is spliced from 23 exons. Gene Ontology annotation, cellular component: membrane. Gene Ontology annotation, biological process: transmembrane transport; chloride transport. The record is from RefSeq and is a predicted model, not a curated record. Gene Ontology annotation, molecular function: voltage-gated chloride channel activity. NCBI's taxonomy places the organism in Eukaryota, Metazoa, Chordata, Lepidosauria, Squamata, Viperidae. The coding region runs from base 557 to 2965 and encodes 802 amino acids.